Messenger RNA from Paramecium pentaurelia, 989 nucleotides. NCBI's taxonomy places the organism in Eukaryota, Ciliophora, Oligohymenophorea, Peniculida, Parameciidae. The record is from the annotation of a GenBank genome assembly.
AUGAACUAAAAUCAUAUUGCAAUUCAUAACUAACAUGAUAUUGAUAAAAUACCUAAUCGUAAUAGAGUUAGAUCUGUUUUCUCUGAUGUAUCUAAUCUAAAAUUCUCUUGUAUCAAUUUUUAAGGAAAACAAAAUUAUCAAAAUAUAAAAGAAUAAUAAAAAUCCUAAAAAACUAAAAGAAGAAAUGCAAUAAUUCCCUGUUUGACUAAAUUUCCUGAUAUAUAUAUUAGUUAUCCAGAAAUCAAGACAAAUACUUAUAAAAUACUUAAAUAUUCUAUACUAGAGAAACCUAUACUAUCUUAUCAUGAAGCCUAUUAUUUAGAAAUACGAUAAUUUGAAAGAGAAAUUGAAUAAAAAGUAAAUAUGUUUUUAUUACCUUAAGAAAUAUGAUAGUAAUUUUGAUAUAAAUUAACAUUGUUUUACAGAAUAAUAAUUUGAAAAAGCUCUAGAUUGGAUGAUUUAUUAAAUUUUUAGAUUUGAAAGUUUUAGUUAUGAAUCAUUAUUUAAAACAAUAGAACUAAUAUAUUUAUAUUUAAGUAAGACAUAGUAGGUGAAAUUUAAGGAUUUAGAAUUAAUUUCUGGUUGUUGUAUUUACUUAUCAUCAAAAUUAGUUGAUUUAAAUCCAAUUUAUAUUGAUGAUUUAAUUAAUGAAGUAAACUUGUAGUUAAUUUUAGGUUUUGGAAUGUAGAUUUGAUUAUUAAUAAGUAUUGAAAUAAGAGUAGUUAAUAUGUUAAACACUUAAUUAUAAUUUGCUUUGCACUUGUUCUUUAUAAAUAGUUUAUCGAAUUUUGUAAGAGAUUAGAUAAGAUUUGGAGUAAUUUUAUGAUCCUGGGAAAAUUGAGAAUUUAAAGAGAUAAAUAUUGGAUAAUUUAUUAUUGAUGGAAUUUGGAAAUAAAUUUAGAUAUAUUUCAUAAUGUAAUAGGGCUGUUAGUUGUAUAUUAUUGACAAUGAUGGAAAAUAAAAUUGAUAGACGAGUUGUAAAUAUUUGA